Molecule: messenger RNA, 2185 nt
Organism: Leopardus geoffroyi (Geoffroy's cat)
Lineage: Eukaryota; Metazoa; Chordata; Mammalia; Carnivora; Felidae
Product: basic salivary proline-rich protein 1-like
Exons: 2
Coding region: 881-2155 (424 amino acids)
Source: RefSeq, a predicted model, not a curated record
AGCCAGGAAGCCCAAGAGAGGGGAUGGGAACGCGGGGAAAGAACACACUGUCCCCCUGGGGGACCUCAGCCCCAGAGCCCAGCCUGCCCUGCCAGCCUCCAGGGGCUCCUGGAAAGUGAACAAAUCCCUGCUCCCAAACCCAAGGCACUCCCCCUCCCCCAAGCUCCAAUCACCCACGGGAGGGCCUGGGCCGGGGGGGGGGGGGGGGGGGUGAGGCUGCCUCCAGGAGCAGCACUUUGGCUUGAGAGGGCCAGGCCACGAGGUGGCCACACAGGGGGGUGGGCUUUGAGGGCACUCGUGGGUUCAGACCACGACUCCACUCCCUCCUGGCUGCGAGGCCCGGGGCCAGCCUCCUGACCUCUCUGAGCCUCAGGCGGGCCAUCUGUCACUCGGGGGGGCUGUUGUGAGGACUGAAUGAGACAAGAGGCAGGAAAGCCCUGAGUCAUGUCCCGGUCUGGCCUCGUCUUCACUCCUGAAUAAGACUGUGUUCCUUUCGUGUUCCUCCGAGCUGCUGGACAGGAGCGUCACAGGCGGCCCUGCCCGGCCACAAGGAGACCCUCGGGACCCAGCCUCCACCCCGGACUUGCACUCGGCUCCAGACAUUCCAUCCCCCCCUUGAGGCACCUGCCCCUCACCGGCGGGCAGGGCAGACCCGGUCUGUGGGUCUGUGUCUCAUGCCGAACGUCCUUCCUUCCGGCUCAGCACCGCCACACUCCGGGAGCAGUGACAACGUCUGGUCCAGCCCAGAGCAGGAGGGCAGGGAGUCACGGGACCAGCUGAGGGAUCCCGUGGGAUCCUGUGGCCACUGGUCUCCGGGAAGAAAAAGCAGGCCUCGGAGACCCGCGCGGGCCUAGGAGCCCCCUGGGGCCAGGUCUAAGCCAUGCUGAAUCGCCCACCUCCAGCCUCAGCAAAAGGAAUUACAGUCCCACUUUCCAGACAGAGGCCACCGAUCAAGGCCACACAGCUGGACAGCUCCACACAGGAGGAGUCGGGGGAGAGCAACGCAUUCCAGAGGAGAGUCCCCUGUGGCUCACGCAGUGCUUAUGGGUGCGGACCCCCGCAGUCCUGGGAGCUGGAACAGGGCCUCCCCGUAGCAGGUGUCCCGGGCCCCAGCCGCGCCCUGGCCGCUGGCCACGCCGAGAGGCCUCGGACAAGUCGCACAACUUCCCUGGGCCUCGCCGUCCUGCGAGGAGGCGCGUGGCCGCUGCUCCGCCCCCCUCACGGAGGUGGGCAGGGGCCACAGCCACCCAGGCCAGCACACCUGCAGGGCCGUGGAACGUGGCUGUCCGGCUUACAGGCUCCACCCCGGCCAGGUAGCCACCGGCUCCCCCAGGCACCCCCUUCACGCCACCAACAACACGGCCACUCGGAGCCCCUCCAAAGGCAGUGGCCCGACCCAGGGUGGCACACCCCGCCCGAGCCCUCAUCUUGGAGGAAGGCGACAUCACCUCGGUCAGCGGCUCCCGGCACUGCUACGUGGGGGCCUGUUCGGGCACUGGCGGAGCAAACCGACCUCCGACCCAGUAGAGGCCAGAAAAGAGAAAAUAUGGCUAAGCCCCAGUUCGUCAAAAGCAGGAACCGUCUCACAAAGGAGAAGAGCUCUGCACAAAUCCCUGCGAGGAUGCAGCCAAGCAGGCGCCCGGCCAGGAAAGACUCCCCUCGCGGGCCACCGGGGGCGGGGGGGGGGCGGGCUCGGGCCACGAGCACGCUCGCCCCACGUGCACACGGGGACCGCGAGGCUGGCAGUCUGAGGCGCUGGCCUCACGGUCACCCGGCAGCGAGGGGCUGCCCCAGGCCGGCCCCCGCUCCCCGAGGGCUGCCCCAGGACGGCCGCCGGCCUGCUGGGCUCCCCCAUCUAAGAGCUCAAGCCGAACCAGACCACGAGUCGCACAGGUGCCGCCCGCCGGCCCGGGGCCGGGGCGCUCUCCAGGGCCGACACCAGCCAGUCCAGCCCCCGGGGGAGCGACCUUUCAGGCACCUGCCCACUUGCCUGACACAGCACCACGCCCGUCCCUUAAGGAAAAUGCCCGGCAAGCGGCCUCAAAAUAGCAGGUGCCAGGGUGCGUGUUAUUUCGCACAUCACUUGCGUGUUGUUCAUUUAGCACUGCCGGGGCCCCACUCAGAAUACAACUCUUGUUACCUCGCCACCAAGUAGCCCCGUGGGGGGAAACGUGCCCCACACAGG